Vanrija pseudolonga is the source of this 519-nucleotide messenger RNA. RefSeq lists its product as uncharacterized. Bases 1 to 519 code for a protein of 172 amino acids. The transcript is spliced from 2 exons. The record is from RefSeq and is a predicted model, not a curated record. Lineage: Eukaryota; Fungi; Basidiomycota; Tremellomycetes; Trichosporonales; Trichosporonaceae.
AUGCCCAAGGACAACGGCCAGAACACCCGGAAGGGUGAUCAUUCUCCCUACAAGCGCCCCAACGCGACCACGAAAGACGAGAAGCCCAAGAUGCUCGGCGGCCAUCAGCCCACUAAUGGUCCACCUGCCGGUGUCGACGCUAUCACCUACUACCAGGGUGAAGUCCGUCGUCUCAAGGUCGGCCAUCAACACGCGAGCAUCGUCCUGAAGGGGGCCGUCGACGGUCUGCACGACGCCAACAAGGUGCUCAAGAAGACUGCUUCCGCCAAGGAUGAAGUUUGGGAGGAUUGCUGCCUGCCCUGCUUCAAGCGCGCCGGCGACGCCCACCUUGAGGCCGUCGCUGCCUCGCAGAAUUGGUUCAAGUCCGUGAAGAGUGCUAUGGACGCAUACCAUGCCGCAGCCAUGGAGCUCGAGGAGGCCGAGACGCGCCUCAAGGAGGCCUUUCAACGUCGUCACUCGCUUAAGAAAAUCAACAAUACGUUCCACACUUACCUGUGCAAAUCCGGUCGCCGUCUCUAG